CGUGGCGCCCACGUGGCUGACUGGCCGUUUCACAGGCACAGCAGCCGUAGGAGGGGCCAGUUGCAGCCCGUCCCUGGCUCUGGCCCUGAAGCAGGAAGAUCUGGGCCCAGGAGCCAAGGAUUAUGGAACCAUACACCAUGCUCUUCCUGUAGACACCCCAGCAGGACCCUGAUAUCCUGGUUUUAAAACAUCUGCAACAAAGGGCACAGUACUUUUCUAUUAGUAAAGCAGAUACUGCAUCCUGCUCUGAGGACCAACACAAUGGCUUUACUCUCAGUGGUGGUGUUUCUGGCUGCUGUCCUGAUUCCAUCUUUACCUGCAGAAAGAAAGGAUCCAUCCUUUUCUGCUUUGUUAACCACUCAAACGAAUAUCCAAAAAGAGAUUGUAAAUAAACACAAUGAAUUAAGGAAAUCAGUCUCUCCAUCUGCCAGCAACAUGCUAAGGAUGGAAUGGGAUAGAGAAGCAACAGCAAAUGCCCAGAAGUGGGCAAACAAGUGCACUUUAGAACACAGUGAUCCAGAGGAACGAAAAACCAAUACGAAAUGCGGUGAGAAUCUCUAUAUGUCAAGUGACCCUAAUGAGUGGUCAAUUGCAGUCCAAAGUUGGUUUGAAGAGAGACACGAUUUUGUUUACGGUGUAGGACCAAAGUCUCCCGGUGCAGUGGUUGGACAUUAUACCCAGUUGGUUUGGUACUCAUCUUACCGUCUUGGAUGUGGAAUUGCUUAUUGUCCCAAUCAAGAGAGUCUAAAAUACUUCUACGUUUGCCACUAUUGUCCUGCUGGCAAUAAUGUGAGUAAAAAGAGUACCCCUUACCAACAAGGAGAACCCUGUGCCAGUUGCCCCAAUAACUGUAACAAUGGAUUAUGCACCAAUAGUUGUGAGUAUGAAGAUCUCCUUAGUAACUGUGGUUCCUUGAAGACAACAGCAGGCUGUGGGCAUGAAUUGCUCAAGGAAAAGUGCAAGGCUACUUGUCUAUGUGAAAACAAAAUUUACUGACAUGUUCAAUGUGCAAUGCUCAAGAUUAAGUGGAAAAGGGCUGCAUUACUUAGACCUAGUGGAGAAGGGUUCAUCAUUUAAUUGACACUUCCCAGAGGGGAAAUUGUAAGCCUGUUAGUUACAAAUUUGAUUCCAAACAGUAAUGCACCUUUUUCUCUAGGAUCUUCACAGAAAUCUCUCUCAUACACCGAUUUACAAAAGCAACAUGAUGCCAACUUUGGACUUUGAGAUACACUUGGUACUUUAAAGUUAAUAAAUUAAAUUAAGUUGAGGAUGUUUAAAGUUGUAACCACAGGAUUUAGGUCACUAGAAUUUUGGACUAAAAUGAAGAAUCACAUGUUCCAUGAAACAACUUGGAGAGGAAAAAAAAAACACCUGUGACAUCAUUGUCAU
This is a messenger RNA of Myotis daubentonii (Daubenton's bat), 1389 nucleotides long. RefSeq names its product cysteine-rich secretory protein 2-like. NCBI's taxonomy places the organism in Eukaryota, Metazoa, Chordata, Mammalia, Chiroptera, Vespertilionidae. Gene Ontology annotation, cellular component: extracellular region. The record is from RefSeq and is a predicted model, not a curated record.